Podarcis lilfordi (Lilford's wall lizard) is the source of this 30913-nucleotide messenger RNA. The record is from the annotation of a GenBank genome assembly. Lineage: Eukaryota; Metazoa; Chordata; Lepidosauria; Squamata; Lacertidae.
GCGGAGCCGAGCCUUUUCAAGUCGCAGGGAGUGGGUGCUCUGAUGUCUUUACUUAGGGGAUUUCUGCGGCAGACUCAGCCGCCAGCAGUGAAACCAAAACACCCACCUCCUCCUCCUCCCUGCCUCUUCCCCCUCGCUUCUGAUCUUGCCAAUGGUACAGGCAGCGUAGGGAGGUGGGGGAAAGCCCCUUUGAGAGCUGCGCCUCCCCCCCAUCGCUGAUAAACCACUUGGUACGCUCUGCCUGAAGUCCCAGCCAGCCCUUCCCAAGCCAGAGCUGGAAGGGAGACAGGCAGGCAGGCAGCGUGAGUUCCUCUGGCGGCCAGAGCAGCCCCUGAGUUGGACCACUCCUUGGGAAGAUGAGAAGACUGCUGGGAGCUGCGGAAAGACCUCGCCUCUGACCUGCUGCGAGGGGCGGUUCAGGGGGAUCCCCGGGACAGAGGCUGAUUCACUGCUUGGGCUGUCAUCCUCUCUGAAGGCGAUGUCAGGACCUGAAGCUCACAGCCACGGCAGGAGGCUGCCCUGUAAGUCUGGGAUUUGCUGAAUUAGGGGGGCAGGAGCUGGUGGGUGCAUGGGGAGAAAGGUGGGACGGGGCGGGGGUGGGAGGGAAGGCGAAGCAGCGCCCCUCUUGCCUUCCCAUCCCAAACUUUUAUCAGGCGUUUCUGUGAAAUGGGCUGAAGCCUUUCCGCUUCCGUUGUCUGAGCUGAGAGGCAAGGCACAGGCUCUUGUCAGGCGCAGCACGGGAGGCGUAGGGCAUCAUUCUACCCGUCUCUGCGAAUUGUUCCAGGCUAUAGACAUGCAGAGUUGAACAGCAGCAGCCCAUGGCUCAGUGGCCAGUUAGAAGCGCUUCUCUCCAGGUACACUGAAAGCAAAACAAGGGGUUUGAACCCUGAGAGGAGUAGCUCGCUGGACAAACCCAUACCCCCCACGGCUUUGCUGUUGGAAACGCCGGCUCAUCAGCUUGGAGAUAGAUGUCAAUUCUGUAGGGCUGCUCUGGGCACAGCUCAGAGGAUUGACACCUCUUUGUAAUGAUCAACAGCUGGGAGCCAUCCUAGCCAUUGUCUUGUAAUUGUAGUCACCCAUUAGUAUUGUAUAUCAUGCAAACAGCAGCCCACGGCAUUCCUUUCACAAGUUGAGCUGACAAGCCUGCCUGCGGUUGCUGUCUCUCUCAUUUCACACACACAUACACAAUCUUGUGGCUUUCACCUUAUGAGCAGACCACUUGUCAACCUUGGCCUUCUGUCCCUUCCUCGUUAGCAUUCUGAAAAUACACCUUGGCAGAGCCUCCCCUGCAAACCUUAAAGGAGCCUUGGUGUGUGCUUGCGCUGUAUUUAUGGAUAAAAUGGAUGCGUUUGGUCAUUUCUUGGCAAUCAUUCUCUCUCUCUCUCUCUCUCUCUCUCUCUCUCUCUCUCAUGUUCCCACUAGAUGAACAGGUUUUGUUCCAGGAAGGGAGAAAUUGUAGCUCUGAUAGGCAGGGGGAGCAUAGGUUUACAUUUGGGUCUGCAAGCCACGAAGUGUAGAUCCCUCUCACCACUAGGGCUUACUGUUACCACCGUGGGGAACGGGACAUGGAGCUAGAUGGGUUCUUGAUCUGAUCCAGCAGGGUCUUCUUAUUUGUCCUCUUCACUUCAUUUGGUUUUGUUUUAAAUAUUCUUACUCAUCCUUGGGGGGGCGGCGGUUAGGAAGCCAAAACUGUAUGCUCCUAAGCAUGCUGAUUUGCAAGGUUCCUGUGGUGGUGGAGGGGGCUUGCUUCCAAGUGAAUGCUUGCAUUAUAACCAAAUCACGUACCCCCAAUAGCCCUCUCAAAAACAGCACCUAAGGAGGCCAAAGGUAAGGGCUUAGGGCAUGCACCCUGCUGUAAUAUGACUGAGCAUUCCUCUAGAGGUCAUAAUCCCUCUGGGCCCCACAUGCCCAUCAGCAUUUUUCUUUAGUGAACACGAGAGCUCUGCUGGAUCUGAGCAGGGGCAUACCUAGUCCAAUUUCUGCUUCCCACAGUGGGAUUUUCCAAUGGGAAAUCCACAGGCAGGCCGUGAGCGCAACAGUGGCAUUGCACUGUUGUUUGUCAGCACUGGCAUUCUGUAUUCAUGUUCCCUCUGAUUUCCAGCCUAUAUCCAUCAUGACACAAUGACUGUUAUCCUCCAUGCGUGUUAAGCUGUAAAGUACGUGCCACAGCCACCCCCAACAUGGUGCUUUAUGUGUCUCGGACUACAGCUCCCAUCAGCCCCAGGCGGCCCAGGCUGGAGGUGAUGGGACGUGCUAGCCAAAGCAUCCAGAGGGCACCACAUUGGCGAAAGCUGCUCCAGCAGCUGUUGCCAGGGUACCGAUUCCAUUGCUUAUUACAAUAACAAGAUGUUUGCCACCCCCGUGAAAAGAUGCCAGGUGGGCUGCAUCCUUCCUCAUUUGCCCCGCUUGACACUUUUCCUUGUGAACUACGUCACCCGCCAUCCCCGCAGCCCACUCGCCAGUUCUGACACAGUCGCAUGACUCCCCCACACACCUCGCAUUGCGCGCUGCCAGCUUCCCUUGCCACGCAGUGCCCAUCUUCACGUCAUUUCAUGCACAGGCAAGCUCAGCACUCUGCCGCCUCCCCGUGUAUCCCUGCACAUAGAGUACAUUCUGCUGCUCCAUCAGAUUUUUUAAAAAAUAGGAGAAGAGACUGUAGAUUAAAUGCAAUGACGUAUUUAACAUCGCACUGAGUGACGGUGCUGCUGGAAUUAUUCUUUGGUGUGCGCUUGUGUAUAUGCACAGCCAUCGUUUGUCAGCAGGGCUGAUGUUUUUCUGAGAUGGGUUAUCGGGCAUCUCUUCCGGUCCAGGCUGAAGGCCUAUUCCUUGAAGGAUAGGCUACAAAGAGCCAUAACAUUGACGCUGAGGGAUCUACUGCUUAUGUCGUUCCUGGAAAACUGUAGCUGAGCAAGAGAGGUUGCGGACUUCCUAAACAGUCUUCUGCUUCAUGGGGAUGAGGAGAAGGGGAACUUGGGAACAGCAUAGAGAUAAGAGUAUUUGAAGAUGAGUUGGCCUGAAACCAGAGGCCCAGCCAGAAUCCAUCAAAGCCUCUUGUACAAACGCUCCACCCAGCCUUCCUCUGGGAUAUGAUACUGCAGCAAAAGCAUAAAAUAAUCCAAACCACUGUGGGAAGAAUUGUAGGAGGGAGGAGGGAGGGAAGGCAAUUGAGGCAGCGGCUUUUGGCACAGAUAGACAGAGGGCUGAGAGGAAGAGAAUGGGGGCGAGGAGGUGGCAACCCAUGACUUUUCUCUCUGUCACAAAUUCAUAAUAAAAAGCUAGACCAACCAAUCCCCAAAUCCCUCGAGUCUCAAAGCUAAAAAUAUCCCCACAGAUCCCUCUCCAGCAGAGAAUACAUCAUAAGACCCUGCUAUUUACAGGGCCAGGAGUUGCUUUAUAUAGAACGACGAGUAGGAUAAAACCAUGAGAGCAUUAGAGGGGAUGAUGGGAGGACAAGAGGCUCUCCAGGCACCAAGGACAACAAACUGUGACAGCUUCUGCAUAAUUCCUUAUCCAGACUGAAUGAAGUCAUCAUCACCACCACCAUCAUUUCCACCUAAGUUCAACCUAAUUGCUGUUUACCUUCCCUGAGCAGUUUGUAAAGGAUACUUUGGGGCUUGGCUACUGAGCAAAAGAAGGUUUCAAAUGAGUUCCCCUGUGGGAGAGAUUUCCUGAAUCUUGCGGUUCUCUUGAAAGGUCUCACACAGGCCACAGGAACAGCCUUAAUGCAGAUUAAACCAGUAGCCCAAAUAAAGUAUUUAGGGAAAGAAUUGUGUCUGAACUAAAACUUGGAUGGAAGCCACACCCUUUGGUGAGAAAAACCUUUACGUUUAAUCCCAAGCACAAGUGGUUAUGUGCAAUGAGGGCAAGGCAUUCUGCAUAUGCUCAGAGGAACUGCCCUCUCCAGCUGCUCUACAAAUGCAGAACCAAACAGACCCCAGUGAUGCAUAAACUCAUGAACCGUUGGUGGAAAUAACUACUGCAGUUGAGCAGGUUGAAUAAACCUGGCUGGAGCAAUAUAGGAUGCUCCUCUAGAUGACACAUGAUCUCUGAACUACAUAGUUUCUGGAAUAUAUUGUAGUAUAUUUUUGUGGAAUAUUCAUGGCUGUGUGUGUUCUGUAAUCAUAAUUUAUGAGUGUCAAAUCUGGUAUGGAAUGUAGAAUUUACCAAAUUCAAAGCAUCCCAGUUUCCCUUUUAUUUUUAAAACAAGCUUCUAGCUCCUUAGGUUUCAAAUAUAAACUUGAAAGUGCUUGUGCAAUGCCUUGGGGGAUCUCAGAAGCCUGAAGUGGAUGUGAGUAAGAUGCUGGUACAGCUCUUUGCAAUUGUCUUUUGACCAGCAAAAGAAGAAUAAAUCAUGCAAAAUAAAUGUGCACAAUUUAUAUAUUACAUGCGCUUCUUGGUCCAGCUGCUGAUGAAACCAGUUGUUUGGCAGAACUACACAGAAUAUCCCUUUCAUGUUCCUGGAAGACAGAGAUUUAUUUAUUUUUUAAAAGACAUCUUUAUUGAAAGUUAGAAAACAUGGUACCAUGCACUAAACAUGGUAAGUAAAAGAGAGUAAAAGAAGAAGAGAAACAGCAAAGCAAGUGGGGGUGGGGAAAGAAAACCAAAACUGUAUACUUUACAAAGUUUUUAUUGUAAUUCACCAGAUCUUAACCUUCUACAGUAUUUGUAAGGAUGGAUUCCAAAUAUCAUUGAAUUUGUCCAUGGCAAGUCUGUGAUAAUAUGCAAGUUGUUAAUAUGUUGUGAGUUUGUUUAACUCUUCAAUACAAAUGUAGAAGGGAGCUGCAUUUUUAUUUUUCCAAUUCAUCAAUAUGAGUCUUUUUGCUGUGGUGAGAGUCCACUCAUAUUGUCCUUUUGCGAGGUUCCAUGUGCUGGAUAUAUAAUUCAAAAGGAUAUUUUACACUGUAAACGUAAGAUUAUUCUGUACAGUUCUGUUGAUAGUUUCAGUUACCUUCUGCCAAAAAUAUUUCAAUAUAGGACAGUGAAAAAAACCAUACGUUUUAGAGAAGACAGAGAUCUUAAACUCUGAGCAUUAGUGUAGUGGAAGCGCUAAGCAUGUAAGCUGAAAAACCCAGAUUUCACUUCAGCCAUGAACUCGGUGGGUUCUUUAAGCAAGUCACCACUGUUGAUCUUCACUUUCCAUCUGCAAUAUGAGAAUAACAGUGCUAAUCUAUUUGCAUAGUUGUUGCAAAUAUUAAUUUAUGCAAGGUCCUUUAAAUACCUAAAAUGCAGCAAUGCAUGGUUACUAGAUCCACCAUUGCAGUCUCAUGAGGUGCAACCUGGCAAGGAUAUUUCUGAUGCUGUUAAUUUACAUUGGUGCCAGUGGCUUUCUCCCUGCAAAGAAAAUCUCAGCUGCAGAUGAUAAUUUUUUAUCAGAACUGCAGCAAGGGAUAGAAGGGUUACAUUUCUACCAUGCCUUCUGUCACCCCUAUAAUUACCAGCUCUCAGCUAAUGCUAUUUGCAUUUUCAAAAUCCUGCUUGGUAAAUUGACAUCUUUGGAAUGCAUGUCCGCUGUCAGAAGGAGGGAAUAUUUUUCAAAGGUGUGUUGUAAAUGUGUUAAAACCAGGUCAUAUGUGAGCAUACAGCUCUCCAGGGGCCUGGGGGAAGAAGGAAGUAGGAAGAAAAGUUGUUCAGGUAGUCCUUAUUUGCAAAAUGAGACAGGUAGGGCUCAAACAUAAUUUAGAAGCUGUUGCCUUUAAUCUGCAAAUAUUUACCCUUCUCAGUCCUAGAUAUGCAAAGGCUGGCUGGUAGGCAUUUUGUACAUGCUCAGACGCUGUGGGCAGAAACAUUCCGGCAAAUUGUAUGGCAGCUAUGAGUGCUGUUUUUGAACCAGAGCCCGGGGUUUGAACCCUGGUUCAGAUUUAACCCUGCAUGAAGGGAAAAGGUCCCCUACACUAGUUCCUUUUGGUUUUUGAACCUUCAUUUCUGAACAUUUUCCAUUUGUCUUCCAUGCUUGAACCAUGAGAUCUAGAAACUUGAUGAGAGCCUGAGGAAGCAAAAUUAUGCACCAUGUGCGUUGACUGCGAACUUUUAUGAGCAUCAUAAAAAAACGAAGAGCAAAGGGUUGCGAUGGCAACCAUAAUGGAGUCUGGGAAAACAGUCUCUUUCUCACACAUGCAAGCAUUUUGUUUUACAUUGUGGCCGGGUGGGCAGCCCAUGAACCAUGGGUUAGAAAUCCAAAUGUGGUUUGCAUUUCCCAUCCCAACUCCAGAAUCUGUGGCCUUUGUUGGACCCAAAGAGUUACACCAUUGUUCUUCCAAUCUUGCAAAUGUGGUUGUGGCUGUUCCUUAGGCCCCAGGUCUAUUCCGAGUUAUUUACCCUUUUAAGCAGUUGGGAGCUUUUCGUGGACAUUAAAGAGCCUGGAAAUAAAGAAAAGCCUCCCCCCCAUCUUCUGCUGGAUUUAUGCCUACAUUAACAAUCCUCCCCCUCCAUCCCAUUCUUUCAUUUGUGUUGCCUGAUGCAUAGAGGGCGUUUUGUAUUCAGGAUCCAGCAGGACAAGGGAUAAUGACAAAUGCCACCACUCCCAGCAGAAAUGCAACCAGACAAUCCUGCCAGUUCUCUUGGCCAAAAUAGGGCAUCUCCAGGACUCUUGGGUCCACCCCAUCCUCUGUUCCCAAUACUUCCAUGUAGACUUUAUCCACUGUCUGGCAGCAUCUCCUGCAGCCAUUGCUUUCUGAGAUGACAUUGAGAAGGUUUCGCUGUAAGUUUUGUGCUUUUCAUUAUUUAGCCGUGAUAACCAUCUAGUGCCUCCUUCUUCAGAAGGAGUCGGCCACUAAAUACCAGGUAUUGGGGAAAACAGCAUUGGAGGGCUGUUGAUUUCAUGCCUGAUGCCUGUAGGCUUUCAGUUGACGUCUGCUUGGCCUCUGUAGGAAACAGGAUUCUGGACUAGAUCUGAACGUUUCAUCUGAUCCAGCAGGGCACUUAGAACCAUAGAGUUGGAAGGUACCUCAAGGCUCACCUAGUCCGACCCCCAGCAAUGCAGGAAUCCCAGCUAAAGCAUCCAAGACAAAUGACCAUCCAACCUCUGCUUAAAAAUCUCCAAUGAAGGAGAGCCCACAGCCUACUAAGGGAGACCGUUCCACAGUCGAAUAGCUCUUACUGUCAGAAAGUUCUUCCUGAGGUUUAGUCGGAAUCUCUUUUCUUGUAACUUGAAGCCAUUAGUUUGAGUCCUGUCCUCCAGAGCAGGAGAAAAGAAGCUUUCUCCAUCUUCCAUGUGACAGCCCUUUAGAUAUUGCAAGGUGGCUAUGAUAUCUCCUCUCAGUCUCCUCUUUUCCAGGCUAAACAUACCCAUCUCAUAAGGCUUGGUUUCCAGACUCUUGAUCAUCCUGGUCGCCCUCCUCUGCACACGUUCCAGAUUGUCUAUAUCCUUAUUAAAUUGUGGUGCUCAGAACUGGGCUUGCUGUACUCUUAUCUGCAUGUAGCACUUUUAAAAGCGCACUUUCUCAGACCAAGUAGAAUUGCUGCGUCUCUUUUCAGGUAUUUAAAGUGCCUUACAUUAUCCAAGUUAUUCUGACAGCCUGUAGCAGCUCAUGGCUUGACUGAGAUUUGAACCAGAGUGACUCCUAAUUCAUGUUCUUAACCCCUUGUGGUACGCCAGCUUCCUUUGCAAUCUCUUAUCUUGCACAUCCUCAUGUCAUUUCUGGUAGGUCACUCUUAUUUCCACUUUACAGGUGGGAAGCCAGGAGAUAAGCAACUUGCACAACAUGCCCAAGCAAAUCCACGUCUAAAAUGGGACUUGAGUCCUCAAGUUCAGCUCCAGCUCUCCUUCCAGUGGACUUCCCAGGCUGAAAUGCUGUCUGCAGGCCACAGUUAUUAACUCAAAAUAGCCAGGGAUUCCAUAUGCCAGGGUAUUUCAAAAUGGGAAGCACACCAUGUAGGGGAAAGAGGAAACCAUUUUGGACAUCUCAGUAGUAAUAGGCAGGCAAACAUUCAGGGCAACGGCAGGAGUUGACUUUGGUAAUCUUUUGUAAUAUGAUGCUCCAUGCAAGGCCAAAAUUUGGCGCCCCAAAAUAGAUCUUCUCAAUUUUGCACCCCCAUGGCUUGGUGUCCUGUUCUGGGAAACCACCUUAAAUCCGGUGCUGACUUGAGAGGUGGGCAAGUGUGUGGGUCAGCACCCCAUUAGGGUUACUGAAAUGGAUAUUUGUGGUCAUAAGCCCCAUAACUGCUGUAGAGGUCAGUUCCCAAACACUGGAGUUGGGAGGGGGGACAGAAGGGAGACCAGUGAAUCGUAAGAGUUAGAAGCAACCUCAGAUAUAAUAUUAUUUCAACCACCUGCUGAUGCAGGAAAUCUGCUACCUUCUUCCUUUAUUGUGGGACCGGCCCUACCAUUAGGUAGAGUGAGGAGGCUGCCUCCGGUAGUGUAUGGAUAUGUGGUGAGGUUUCAUUGCCUGCCUUGGGCCUUCCAAGCUAAUCCACUGCCCAAGAUACUAUGGACAGCACUGUCCUGUUACCAGUUUUGAAGUAAGUUCUGUCUGCCAAUCCACUCAGCUUCUCUCUACGGAAUGGAAGGGGAGGGCUGGUCCAACCCGAUAGAAGGCCUUCCAGCCUCUUCUUAAGUGGUUCCUGUGUUGAAUUACGAUCAGGAAGAACUGGACCAUUAACUCCCCAACAUCCAUGGAGCUCACAGGGUGACGCUGGGCUAGGCACCAUCCCCACAAAGCUGCUGUGAAGAUGAAAACGCAGUGAAUACCAUGUACACCACCCCGAGAUCCCAAGAUCAGGAGUGAGGAAGCUCCAGUCCAGGGCCGAAAUGCGGACUUCUAGACCUCUUUGUGGCUCUUUGGAACUCUCCUCAGGCCACACCCUUGACUGGCGCUGCUUUGUACCCCAAACAUUUUUGCCAGGCUGGAAUGUGUCCCUGAAGUCUGAUAAUACUUCUUGCUUGCCCAGAUGAAGAAUAAGGGAGCACUUGAGUGGAUGUAGAAACUUGCCUGCUGCACAAAAUGUAAAAUUUCCUUUGGUUGCUCCACUCGUUCUCAUCUCUGGCUCCAUCCACCACUGGCAGGUGGCCCUCAAAAGCUUGCCCUGGAGGGAAUGUGGCCCUUGCCCUGAAAAAGUUUCCCAACUCCUGCCCGAGAGAAAGAGCGCACUAAAAAUGCAAUCUUGUAAAUUAUAAUAUGAUCUGUGUGGCACCGAGGAGGAAGACAUGGCAGGAGGGUUCCUUCCUUUGAUUUAUUAAAAGAGUUGCCGUUUUAUAGCCCAUCUUCCUAUGACUCAGGCAUCCAAGGUGGCUUUCUCCUCUUGUUCCCUUGAGAACAUGUGAAGCCACUGAUGGCGCGGCCAGCCCACCUGCUUCCAACUUCUUCCCGUUUGCCAAAAAUCUUCCCUGCGUGUACACUGAAUAGAGGAAUUAGGAGGGAAAACCUCAGGUCUCUUUUUUCCUUCCCUUCGGUCCCCGCACUUGCAUUCAGGCCCCGUCUUCGUUGUGUAAUGAAUGAACCAUGAGAGCCGGAAGGAUUAAGCAGGCGGUGGGGAGCCCUGUUGCCCAUUUGAUGGUCUCGGUGGCAGCCGGGUUGGGAGGUCGGCGUUUCGGGGACAGGGAUGGCGGGGGGAGUGGGGCUGCAUUCUCCCAGCUGUGAAUGCGCUCAGGCCCCCAUUGGCUAGUUGCCAUGGGAAAGAGACCCCAGCAGCAGGGGCAGGUAUUUCUCUUUCCCCUCCCCUCCUUAAAAACAGCUUGUAGCACACAGGGGCAGCAUUGUGUGCGGAUGCCUAGCAGUCUUGGCGAACAUGCCAUCCCAGUGAGGCAAUCUCAGCAGUGUGUGUGAGAUGGUGAGACCAUCAGUCACAGGGGAAAAGGGAGAAUGGUACGUUCUCUUCUCUUCUGCUCCUGUCUUAGCCUGCUUGCACACCAUCUAUUUAAAGCACAUUCCCCCUGCCCAGCAAGAAUCCUGGGAACUGUAGUUUCCCCUAUCGCAGAGCUAUAUUUUCCAGCCUCUUUAGCCAGUGACGGUUCCCGGUAUUCUUUGGUGGGGUAUACUUUAAAUGUGCAGUGUGUACGCAGCCUUAGCAAAUAAGAAGGAAAAGUAUGCAUACAGACCGCUUUCCUCCCAUCCAUAAAUGGACAGAAUAGUAAACAUCACCAGAUAAAAGGAGGAAGGGAAGUGGUGAACAAGACACUGUCUCUGACCCUCCCUGUAGUCAUGGGGCGGUCAGGACCCAUCUCCAGCUGCUCAUCUCGCCUGCUGGCUAUCUGUGUGAGUUACAUAAUGGCAUUUCAGUGUUAGUGGCCGGCUGCCCAGAUGGCUAAUGAAAUCUCAUCAGGGAAUUUAUCAGCAGGUUUGUUAAUUUACCCCAGGGAAUCAAUCCUGACACGUCUCUCCGAUGCUAACAUAAGACAUUCUGUGCAAGCUCUGGCAUGUACUGACACAGUACCCAUCAGUCCCAUCUCUCUUUGUCUGGACGCCUGACCCUUUCUGUGGCCUGGCUUCCUGGCGCAUUUCCUUGGUGUUUGUGUGUGUGUGCUAGGAACAAGGAAGAGGAGGAGCAGACACAGAGCAAUGGGCCCGAAUGCAAUGUGAGCUGAUACAGGAUUGCACAAUUGUGAAAUAAGACCAGAGAUUUAAUUUCAGUUGCAGUAAGCCCAUAAUUUAUGUGCAUUAAAUUGUGUGUGCAUUGUGUGCAUGACCAAAAUAUAUCAAAAAAUUAAAAGAGAUGGAAAGGGAGUGGGGGUUCCAGGAAAAAUGGCUUUGGCAAUCCCACUCGACAUUGAACUUUGACUAUACACAAUUUUGGCUUUAGAUGUGAUCCCUGGAAUGUUAACCCCUGUGUAAUUUGCGGGUUUACUGUACUAGGGUGGAUAGAGAAAAGUUUUUCUUCCUCUCUCAUAACACUAGAAAUUGAAUGUUGGAAGAUCCAGGACAGAUAAAAAGGAAGUACUUAUUCAAAAUUGUUCUGUGGAACUCACUUCCAUAGAAGGCAGUGAUGGACACCAAUGGCUUUAAAAGAGGAUUUGACAAAUUCAUGGAAGGCAAGGCUAUUAGUGACUACUAGCUACAAUGAAUAGGUUCUGCCUCCACUGUCGGAGGGAAUUGCUGGGAAUGACAUGUGGGCAGAGUGCUCUUGUUCUCAUGUCCAUCUUGCACACUUCCCAUAGGCAUCUGGCUGGCCACUGUGAGAUCAGGAUACUGACCUUAAUGGGCUAUUGGCCUGAUUGGCAGAGUUGUCUUAUAUUCUUCUGUUGCCCCGUUGAAGCAGAAAACUUGAACAUUGGCUGUAUCAGAGUUCUGAGAACGGUGUUGUUAUUUUUGCUAAUAUUCUCAGCCAGAAUUCAAGUCAACUGAAUAUGGUUCUUUGUCUGGAGUAAGACCGUGGAUGCAAAUGGUGCUACUUAAAGCAACGUGACCACAUAGUGAUGGCCACCAACUUGGGUGUCUUUGAAAGAGGAUUGGACACAUUCAUGGAGGAUAGGGCUAUCAGUGGCUACCAACCACGAUGGCUAUGCUGCACCUCCAUGGCCAGAGAGAGGAUGCUUCUGAAUACUGGUCGCCGAGAAUUGCAAGUAGGGAGAAUGGUCCUGCUCACUGGCUACCUACAGGCAAUGGUUGGUCACUGGGAGAAAAGGAUGCUGGACUAAAUGGACCUUUGGCGUGAUCCAGCAGGGCACAUCAUACAUACACAAAGGUGCCUGGACACCCAGAAGGACACACACACAUAGCCUGCAUAGGAGGGCUUAGAGAGGCCUUGGACAAGAUGCUUUCAGUGGAGCCAUUACUGUUGCUACUGACCAUUACUGCUUCUCCUGCUGGUCCUAAUCUGCACUGCCUUCCAAAGGGGAGAGGACAAGGCGAGUGGAGAUUAGGAAGCUGCCUUAUACUGAGCCAGACCAUUGGCCAAUCUAGCUCAUAUAUGUUGCAACAUUCAGCCUUUUUUGGUGCCGAAUUUGGGUUACCACGGCUUGGAAGUUUUUAUUUUUGUAGAGAAGAAGUCCAGUAUUUGUCUCUUACUAUGUUGGUUCGAUCUGGGGAACUUCGCAGGAGUUGCAUUCUUGUGGGAAAUGAAUGUUCUCUCCCACCCCCCACCCCCCCGCGCGCUCUGUUGGAAUGAAGUUUUGUAGCUUUGCAUUAGAGAACACACAACAGGUGUCCUGACCGAGUCGAUGGCUUUGUGUGAAAUCCAACAACUUUGCCUCCAGCGUUUAGCCUUGGGAGGGCCUGUUAUUAGAGCCCCACAAGCCCUUUUCAUCACUCAUUUGCUCUUGUUUUAAUUGCUGGCUGCUUUCUGUGGGAAAACUCAGCUAAGCAGCUGACUGGUCUGGCCUGUUAGUAAAGGAUUCCAGUUGUGAUACAGCUGGGGCUUUGCUGGAAUAAAAGGAAAUGGCCCACCAUGGUGGAAGAGGCAUGUAGAAGCACCUCCUAGGCAUGCUUACUUGGAUAUAAGAACAUCCAAAACUGCUUUAUUCAAGGUCAGACUGGAAUUUUAUCCCAUUAAUGUCAAGGGUGCUCCCCAGCCAAAGAAAUGCACAUAGGAGCUAGUUUACUCUUUAUUGUCAAAACUGACAGAGUCAUUUCUACUGCUCUGAAUACCCAUGCGAACCAGUCUAGCAUCUGUGCAGCUAUUCCCAGGUCUGCACUAUACAGAUCAGUUGCAGCAACAGGAGGCCAUGCUUAUGCAUCUUCCCCCGACGGGCUCUGCAUGCAGCCAGAGACUAUGCCUGCAUGCAAGCUGCCUCUGCUCUUUCCACUUCAAUUCUGUCCUGCUUCUGGGAGACAGUGUUGCAGGAAAGAGUGGGGAAGCACCCAGCCCUUCACUUGCCUUUCCUGCCUCUUCCUCCUGUGCUCCACUCUCCAGUUCUGAAGCUCCCCCUGCCUCUGCCUCUUGCCCCCUGGCUGGUACAGGUCCCCACAAACCACUGACCCCUCUCCUGAGUGAGGCUCCUGCCACCCUUCCUGUCAGUGUCCUGCCAGUCCUUGAAAAUGAAGCACAGUAUUGUCUAUUCUCAUCUUCCAGGGUCUUGGCCAAAGGGCUUUCCCAUCAUCUGCUCCCUGGUUCCUUAGUUUAGCUGAAGAUGCCAGGAAUUGAACUUGGGACCUUGUCCCUGAAAAGCAGGUGCUCUACCACUGAGCUAUAGCCCUUUCACAUGAGUAAGUUCCAUCCAUGACUACUUCUUCAUCGGGAGUAUGCUGGACUCACUGCACAAUACAUACUUGUGCAUCCUUACUACUAUUAGUCACUGUGAAAACUGCCAGGGGUGGGGAUGGUGGUGGCUGGCAGAAUAGUCUCCAUGGAGGUAUAUAUCUUUCCUUCCUCCCGAGUUCCCCCAUUCUUGAGUCGUGUAAUAUUUGGAAUAAAAUGACAUGUUUACCCUUCCGGAUCAGCUAGGAAAAUAAGGAAGCGGACGUCUACUGAUUUGUGCUUCUAGCUCAGUAUUGUCCACACUGGCAGGCCGUGGCUCUUCAUGGUUUCAGACCAAACACACUCCCAGCCCUACCAAGAGAAGCUGGGGGUUGGAACUGGGAUGUUUUGCAUGCUCAGCAGAUGCUUUGCUACUGAGCUGUGGCCUCUGCUUCCUGUGCUUCAGCACACAUUCCAGUGUUGACUGGUGACCUAGGAAAGCCACUGUCAGCAGCCAGAGUCAGGUGCAGAUCAGCAAUAAAAACAACAACACUGUGUCUGUGAAGUCAACUCUUUAUUCAAAGGUACCAAAACAACACAGGUGAUCCCAUAAACAUUUGCUUGUAGGUUUUGUCCCAAUGAGGCAGUUGCAAGGUCUGAAGGUCCCUGCCUUCCCACAGUUGCCCAAGUCCCAGGGGUCCCCCCCCCCCAUGCAGUCAUAGACUGCAGCUGCAUGCAACCAAUCUUUCCUUUGUCAUUUUCAUUUCUCACUGUGUUCUAGGUGACCAGAGGGUAGGGGAGCUAGUUGCAGCAGGAGUGGGAGACCCCCUGGAUUCUUCAGCAACCUGCCUCAUGGCUCCUCUCCUCUGCAGCUUCCUCUUCUGUCUCUGAGUCUGGACUGCUCUCUGCCACAGUCUCCUCCUGCUUACUAAACCCUGUUACCUCUUCAGCUUCUGACACCACCUCCUGCCAGUCUGCUCCCUCUUCUCCCUAUGACCACUCAUCUUCGUCCCACCACCACUCCCAUGGCUCUGAGCCUUCUUCCCCUGGGUUUCCCCAGCUGGUGCCUCCCACCACUCAUCUGCAUUCAAGCAGUCCAUGACUGCCAUGCUUGUUAGCUGAUGGACAUGUGUCAAGAAGGCUGCAUGAGCCUUGCUUAGCCCAGCAGCUGUAUCCCCCUUUUCUGGUAGCUGCUGCAGGAUCUCCUGAGUUUUCUCUUGAAAUUUGGCACUGAAUACCUUAGUCCCAGUAGAGAGACACAGCCUUGUCUGGUUCCUCCUACUUCUUUUUUUCCACAGCCAACACAAAGUUCAACAGUUGCUGCUGUUUGGCUGAAAUUUCCCCUGAAGCAACAGACAAGGCUGCUGAGCCUGAGACACAGACAAUUAAAAUGUUCACUGUUUGUUUGGUUUCCUUGGUUAUGGCACUGCCCAACUCAGUAAUCACAUUUUCCUUAUACCAGCCAGACUGGUCCCUGCCUCGAUGGCUAUUGAGUCAAGAAGCUUGGAGGCAUCUGAGAUUUGCUGCGGAAAAUCUCAAAGGCAAAGUCCAAUGGCUACCCAGUUUUGUUGUGCCUCCUCUGUUGCUUUGAUCAUUGACCUCUGGAUUUCUCCCCAAAAUGGGAGAUUGGCCCAACCCUUGUCCUGUUCAUAACACGCUGCGAUUGAUUGUUGAGCUUCUUGACUGGUACUUUUCCCUCUUCUGUGGUUUUCAUCAUGGAAAGAAUUAAAAGACUCAUUUUUUUGUUGUUAAGAAAAAAAACUGAGCAGGAACUGAGUUAUCUGUGUUCAAGAGGAAAUCUUUUUAUGGGUUUAGGGAAGUAUGCUGAUGGACUGAAGAAAAGUGUGAGCAUAAAACAAAAGAAGCAAUAAGCAAGCAAGCAGACUUGGCAACUUUUCUACUUCAAGUGGAUACCCAAGAGCUCACCACCUUCCUUCCCUUUAAAAUUAUAGGGAUGGAGGGGAAAUUCAUUUGGAAACCUACUUAAUUCACAUUUCUUGAACCAAUUGUGAACUGAAAUAAAGCUAUCCUUCAAAAUUCUCCAAAUUUUGCAGUGCAGUUCUCCAGGCAAGAAAACAUGUACCAAAAAAUCCCUGUAUUUGAUAAAGUAGUUAUUGUUGUGAACUGAUGCAGAAAUGAGGUGAAUUGAAUUUAAGAUUGGAAAAAUGAGAAACCAGAAUUGACAGACUCAUUCUUCCCUAAUCCUAAUGCUAAUUUAAAAAAAUAUUCUGGCCAGGUCCCUAACUCAUAUUACUGGCAAUUUAGUUGCCCAGUACUAGAUCAAAGUGAAACACUUUGGAACCCAGCUCUGCCCUUGUGUAAGUCCACUUAGAUUACAAGGGAGCUGACUCUUUGCUUUGAUCUAGCAAUUUCAUAAACCAGGCAGAACCUGGUUUGCUUUUUAGCACAUAUCUAAAAAUACUAUCUGAACGAAUGCAGAUGCUAAAUUUGCAAAUAUUAAAAUGUCUACCACAGUUUUCUGCUUUCAUCAUGGGUCAAGGCAGUGGAAACUGGAGGUGUUGCUCCCAUCUAGUACUGUGAGGGAAAGAUUUAAACCUCUCCCCUUGAUAAUUUCAAAAAUUACAUAUGGAACAGGGCUACCAGAUAAUGAACUGUGAAGAUGACGUAGAUAGCAGAGGAGGGUGAACCUCUGUGUGCCCAAGCUUCCUUCAGUCUACUGAGUCACAGGAUGGCUGGGUCUGAAUCAACCUUCCCCCAACCUGAGUCCCUCCAUAUCAUUUUGGACUACAGCGCUCAUUAUCCCUGACCAGUGACCAUUCUGGCUGGGGCUGAUGGGAGUUGUGGUAAAAAGUAUCUGGGCACCUGGUUGGAGAAGACUGGUUCUGAGCAUAGAUUCUCAAAAUGUGGACUGUGGUCCUUUGGUGGUCCAUAGUUCCAUCCAAGUGGUCCACAGAAAGGAACACUUUAGAAUAUCUAUACUUGGCGCUGCACUUUAUUGAUUCUUUUCCAAUUGUGGAGAUCAAGGACUCUUUUUUUGCCAAGGCUGGCUCACUUAACAAGGCAUGUGAUUUUCAUAACAGAGACUUGGUACAAUCUCCUAAUUUUUUUCCAUAACAAUUUGCUAGUUAAAGAAACUCUUCUCAGUGUCUGGGUCUAGGGCUCAUAUUUUUCACAGUACUAUAUUGGUUUUGACAAUGAUGCCUGUGCUUAAGUGGGGGGAAAGUGUGGUUAAAAUAUGAGCUCUUUAUGUGGUUUGACUGGUAGAACAACUUCCUUAUUAUGUGGCCUAUCAAGAUUCCCAGCAAUUUCCCAAUGAUCCCUGGAAGAAAGAAAGAAAGAAAGAAAGAGAAUUCAGAACCAAUGGUUUAGAAUAUACUUAAGCCUAAUGACUGCUCUCCAUGCUGCUUACUGUCAGGCUUGUUCAGAGCAGAGAUAGAACAGGGGUAGCCAACCAGGGGUCCUCCUGAUGUUGUGCUCAGAAACUCCCAUCAUCCGAGACCAUAUAACACCGGUCCUGAAAGACCUACAUUGGCUCCUAGUACGUUUCUGAGCACAAUUCAAAGUGUUGGUGCUGACCUUUAAAGCCCUAAAUGGCCUUGGCCCAGUAUACCUGAAGGAGCGUCUCCACCCCCAUCAUUCUGCCCGGACACUGAGCUCCAGCACUGAGGGCCUUCUGGUGGUUCCCUUACUGUGAGAAGCAAAGCUACAGGGAACCAGGCAGAGGGCCUUCUCAGUAGUGGCACCCACCCUGUGGAACGUCCUCCCAGCAGAUGUCAAAGAAAUAAACAACUACCUGACAUUUAGAAGACAUCUGAAGGCAGCCCUGUUUAGGGAAGUUUUUAAUGUCUGACAUUUUAAUGUAUUUUUAAUCUUUGUUGGAACCCACCCAGAUGAGCGGGGUACAAAUCAUUUAUUAUUAUUAUUAUUAUUAUUAUUAUUAUUAUUAUUAUUAUCCUUGAUCCCUGACCAUGCUGGCUGAGGCUGAUGGGAGUUUCCACACACAACAUCAGGAGGACACCAGGUUUGAUACCGCCAGCCUAGGAAACCUACAAAAAGCUUGAAGUACGAAAGGCUGUUGUCCAGAGAGGUUAUGCAUGCCCUCUGACAAUUCUUCAUAGGUGGGAGAAAUGUGAAAAAACACACCCAAGAAAGGGAUGCAAAUUAUUUGUCAGCUUGGAAAGAAAGGUGGCUGACAAGGGUAGAUAAGAGCCCAAUGCCUCUCUGUUUUCCAUCACCUUUCUCCCAACUACCCUGCUAUAGCUCUGCAGCAAGUAGUGUAGCUGGUUUGGUUAGACAGAAGCUGGAGGUCCCUCCUACUCCCGGAGUUAGAGGUAGUUUGAAAAACAGAAUGCUGCCUGUGAACUGCAUGGUCAUUCUGUUUUCACCUUUGGUAAACAGGUUUUGCAGGUUUUGUUUAAGAAACCUACCCAGACCCUUAGAUCUUCCUCUGAGGCCCUGCCCUGAGUCCCUCUUCUGAGGAAGUCUGGGGUGAUGGCAAGGGAAAUGGCCUUUUCAGUUGUGGCCCCCCCAUUUGUGGCAUGCUCUCCCCAGUGAGGUCUGUCUGGGGCUCUCACUAACAACUUCUUGGUGUCAGAUUAAAACCCAUGAUGUUGGUUGUUGGUUGUACUUGAUGAUUUUUUGCUGAUGAAAUGUUUGCUGAGGUUUAUUGGGGACUGUCAGUGGAUCUUUUUAUGAACUGCUACAUCUUUUUAUUAUAAUGUCUUCAUUUUAUGCUUGCUUGCUUGUUUAUUUUGUAUACCUCCUAACCAGCAGGUCUCUCAUGGCGGUUCACACUUAAAAAAAAAAAGUGUAAGACCCCUGGAGACUUUUUUUUUGCGUAGCAAGUGAUUAAUAAGUCACUCGCAAGUUCAAAUCAUCAUCGGUAAUAAUAAUAAAAUACUUCUUGAAGACCAGUGACAUUAUGGCAAAGAAACGCGUGCAGACUGAACCUUCUCUCAAAGCAGUUUAAACUCUCAUUAAAAUUCUGCCUGCCCACUUACCCUGCAUCUGGCUCUGGGAAGUGUUUCCCUUCAGAUAAGAAACGAGAGGAAGCUGCUUCUGAUUUCUUUUCCUCUCUCUGGUUCCUUUGCAGCCGACAUGGACAAUGGACAGCGAGGGCUGGAUGCAGAGCAGAUGCAGCAACAGCAGCUCAAGCUACGGGAGAGGCAGAGAUUCUUUGAGGAGGUUUUCCAACAUGACGUAGAUUUCUUCUUCCCAGUAUCACAUCUGCAGAUAGAGCACAGGAGACGUAAGUACCACUGGGGAGGCGUCAUAGGAGGUGCGUUAGACUAUGGAACACAGUUGCCCCAUUUGCAUGUGAAAAAUUAACAGGUGAUGGCCAUGCAGCACGACAUCUGAUGGCUUCUGUCUCUUUGCUAGCUCCCUUAGGCAGCAUUUCCUCCAUGGAGGUGAAUGUGGACAUGCUGGAACAGAUGGACAUGAUGGACCUUUCUGACCAAGACACUGUGGAUGUGUUUCUCAGCUGCGGGACGGAGGACAAUAACAACGUAGCUGCUCUUUUGCCAGGUUUGUUCAGUUCCCAUUAACUGACCCACAUCAACUUCUAGCUGCAUCCAACUCUUUCUGUGGCCUGUUGAAAUAUAACUCCUUCUUUUUUAAAAAAAAUAAAAAAUUAUUGGUUUUACAUAUAUUUUCCAAAUAAAACAUAACAUAACAUCUCUCAUCUUAUACCACAUUUUGGCUAUAAGCCUAGGACUUCCAUCAACCACGUCUAGUGAUUUUCGACCUUCAUCUCUUAGUCUUGCAUCUCCUCUUAACUGUUGCUUUUAAUAAUCCAUACUUUAGAAUCCAUUCUCCUAAUUUUUUUCUGUAAUAUUUCGUAUAGUUCUCCCUACAAAACCUCUUGUAAUCCUACAAGCAUAGUCAGCUGAUUACAAUUGUUUUUCAAAUAACUUGCAUAUUUACUCCAGUCCUUCAAGAAUUUCUGGUCCUGCUGGUUUCAAAUUCUUCCUGUCAUCUUAUCCAAUUCUGCGUAGUCCAUUGAUUUCAUCUGCCAUUCCUCUUUUGUCGGCAAUUCUUCCUGCUUCCAUUUCUGUACCAAUAAUACUCUUGCUGCCGUUGUCGCAUAUAAAACAGUUAAUAUCCAUGCCUACAAUCCCAAGUAAAUAUGCUUCUGUUUUUUUUUUUUAUAAAUGUAUAUUUCAACAUCUUUUUCAUCUCAUUAUAAAUAAUUUCCCAGAAACCUUUCACCUUUUUACAUUCCCACCACAGAUGAUAGAAAGUACCUUCUUUUUCCUUACAUUUCCAACAUUUGUUACUUGUUUUAUACAUUUUAGCUAAUUUCACUGGUGCAAUAUACCAUCUGUACAUCAUUUUCAUCAUAUUUUCUUUCAAGGCAUUGCAUGCAGUAAAUUUUAGAAAUAUAACUCCUUCUUAAAGGGGAAUGGCUAGAAUGCCCACCCAAGGGAUUUGGAGUGUGAAUUGGACCAAUCACUGUUCAUCGCUGACAUCAAUGGAGGAAGCUACAACGAGGAAAGAACAUAUAGAGUGGCUGGGGAAACCCAGCCAGAUGGACAGGGUAGAAAUAAAAUUAAUAAUAAUAAUAAUAAUAAUAAUAAUAAUAUAGGGUUUGUGUGUGUCACUGUGUUUGUAAGGCUACUUAGGGUGUUCUGGUGGCAGCCUUCUGAUUUCUGGUAGGUAAUUGCAGACCAACUAAAUUGCAGAGCUACUAAAGGGGAUCCGAAGAGCUGAGAUUAGGAAUGAGCCUAGUGAGCCCUUGGACCAUGACUCCUCUCACUAGUAGAGAGAAUUGAUCUAGCCUAUCUGAGAUCAUGGGACAGGCUAAACGCCUUCGAGGAUCAUACCCUCACUAAGCUCUGCUGGUUAGAGCAACUAAGGAAGGGGCUUGGCUCAAAAGUGCCAAAAUAAGCGUAGGGUUUAUAAUCUUCAAAUGGAGAACUACUUAGCCCACGUGACCUUAGAAAUUGGAUUUUUGAUCAGGAUGCCAACCAAGAAAGAGCAUUCAUCAUUGCCGCCCAUUACUCUACUUGUUACACCCAAACCAAUCAAUCCUUCAAGGCCCCAUUACCUUGAGACUUUGACCUUCCCACAACUAUGCAGGGCUUUUGUAGAACUAAGAUUCCAACAGAUGCCCUCAGCAUAUUGAGAGGGGAGAUAUCGGGGAAUUCCCCAUAUGGAUCACAAAUGUAUAUAUGGAUGCAAUCAGGUAGAGGACAUCACACACGAUCUGCUGAUUUUCCCCCUGUAUACAGUGCCCAGAGGAAAUUUUAUAUCGCCAAUUUUUAAUUGGCUUCCAGGUCGAUCCGCACAGGAAGUGACAGUUUAACUGCUAGCAGAUAAACAUCUAUAUAUCACACACCAGGUAGCCAAAUUUGCGUUGGCAGCCAAGAAACUCCAUUCCAGCUAUGUGAAUGCACUCCAAUAUUAAAAUUUAGUGUUGUAGAUUUCUUUUUAUGUUACACACUGCUACAGGCUAUGUUGUAUGAUUUUAGAGGAAAGUUUUCCUUUUAUUUUCUGUCAUCCAUUGUAAAGGCCUUUGGCUACAUACAAUAAAAAUGGACUUGACUUGACUCAGGAUCUUCUCGGGUCAAGUGGGGCCAAGGUUACUUCCUGCAACAGCAUCAUUAACAGGCACGUGCUAAGGUUGCACCUGUGCAAGUUGCUCCAUCUGCGUUUCUUACCAAGGCAAGGUGGAGCAGACUAUCCCUCUGCAGCCUACUGUUUGCAUUUUUGUGUGCAAAGGGGUGAUACAGGAAUUACUUGAGAAUAAGCACCCCAACCUACUAUCCUGGGAUAGGGAGAGUGGGAUUCUCAGUUGACCAACUGCAGGUACUUAUGAGUAACUCUGCCAUUGGGUCGGUCUGCCAGCUUGCUGCUUGGGAAGGAGAAGCAACAGUUUGGAGGAGAGGCAAGAGAAAUAAGGAGAGACAUUGAGAUAAGCAAAAGCUUGGUCUACUGCUUACUAGAAAUACUGUCUAGUGCCACCUUUAACUUGUACACCUUUGGCAGAUCAUGCCAAAUUCUUAUUUUUCUCCAUAAUCACGAGGGCUAGAGGUUCAAAACUAGCUAAACUCUACCUGAUUUUGGAAUAUGGUUGGGUGUUAUGGGGAUCACACUCACGAAUAACCUGCUUUUAGGAUUUAUGGAACUCAUUCAGGUACCAGCAGUACUCGGUUGCACUGAUCUGCACCCACACAUACACUAGUGAAAAAUAAAAAUGAAAUUUAUGCACUUUCUACUUACGCAUUUGGUAUGUCAUGCUUGUAUCGGUUUGGCUUCUUUUUCUGUGCAACGUGCAUGUUAAAUGUGGCAGUAAACAAUGGAAAGUCUCUUUUAUUAUGUGUUUAAACGAUGAUGGUGCAGGACCAGGUCAAACCAAACACAUUCUGUUUCGGAGCAUGUGCUCUUCAAAGUGAAAUUGUGCUGCCUCUUAGUGGGAUUUAUAAUUUAGGACGUGAAACCAUUGCCACUGCCAAAACAGAUUAUCAAACAGUCAGCGGAGAAGACCAAAACCUUUAUGGGUUGUGUGCCAAAAAAUUGAUUGGCUUUUUCUCCAUAACAGAGAAAUCCAGAUGCUUGAAAUUAAUCAGUGUGUUGGUGUGUUAGUUAAAAAGCCAUCACAAUAUCAAUGCAAACUCUGCUACUAGCACACAGAAACAAAUUUAGCCUUUCAGCCUACCUGCUGAUUCCACCCCCAUCCCCACCUGGACCUGUCCCUGCUCCCUAUUACUAACUAUUCUUCUGUUUUAAACCCUUCAAAUCCUAAGUCAGUGAAAAGUACAUUCCCCCCCCCCUUCUCUGGGCCCUACAUGCUCAUUUGAAUCUUUCCAAACAAGAAUAGAUGAGGGAGCAAGCACCAAAUGUGACAGAUCUAAUGCUGGCUGAUGGAUAGAUCUGACAUUUUAUUCAAAUGUCACAGAGGUUCCCAUGGACUGGGGGCAAAACAAGUAGCUUGCUUUGCCAUUUACAGUGUUUUGGCUGUAUGCUUUUCUAAGCCUGAGCGAUGGGGACUUUGAUGCAAAGAUUCCUAAGACUGAAGAGGAGCAGUACAGGUGAAAUGCUGUCUGGUUAAAGGAGCAGAGGGGAAUGAAACUGAGACUAACCUCUGUCUACUACAGGGGUAGUCAACCUUUUUAUACCUACUGCCCACUGCAUCUUUCUUGAUGGUAAAAUUUCGUUACCACCCACCAGUGCUCAAUGGAAGGAGGAUUCAGCUUGUGCCCUAGAAUCCCCUACCACCCACCUAGAAUCCUGAAAUGCCCACUAGUGGGUGGUAAGGACCAGGUUGACAACCCCUAGUCUACUAGUAGAAAGGCUGAAAGAAAAAGUCCCGGAAGAAAUCUGUGAAAUAGGAUGGCGAUUUAUGUCUCACCAUGCAACAAAAGAAACAUGCCACCAAAAAACACACGAGGGCACAGUCUUGCAUAAAAUUUGCAUGAAAUAACUUACUGUAUAUGUAUGGUUGCAAAUUUAGAAAUGAGCAAUAUAAUCUGAAUAAACAUACAGUGGUGCCUCGCAAGACGAAAUUAAUUCGUUCUGCGAUUUUUUUCGUCUUGCGAGUUUUUUCGUCUUGCGAAGCACGGUUUCCAUUUUUUCAAAAAAGUCUUCAAAAACCUCAAAAAAGGCUACCACACUGCGUGCUAUGAGUUGCUCCUCAAAGUCAAGUCGCAACUGCACCUCUUCAAGCAAUGCACCCUGUAUUACUGUAACGGUUUUAAGAAAAAGGAAACAAACUUGCAAGACGUUUCCGUCUUGCGAAGCAAGCCCAUAGGGAAAUUCGUCUCGCGAAGCAACUCAAAAAACCAAAAACUCUUUCGUCUUGCGAGUUUUUCGUCUUGCGAGGCAUUCGUCUUGCGAGGUACUACUGUACAGUCCAUCUCACUAUAGUGGAGAACACUGCGCCUAGGGGAACUUUGUGCCUGCUCAGUCUUCUGCCCGUGUAUUAACAGCUGAUGGGUGAGACUCAGGGCUUUUCCACACCUCGGCUUGCCCCCGGAGGCGUGGAGGACCUUUAGUGCUGAAUCAGAACAAAUGGCAAUUGCCAUUUGCUCUGAUUUAGUGCGAAAGAGCCGGUUUUCCGGAGGAGAGUGGCAAGGCCAAGGCAAAACAGCUGAGACCAAUGGCUAGAAAGCACAGGGAAAGGGGGAAACUGCUUGGACCCAUGCUGUCCAGGGACAGGGGAAGUGGAAGUAUGGACAAACCCUUGUAACUCUUUGUUCUUAAGGUUUAAACCAAACUUGAACCAGGCAGCCUCUCAAAUAGAGCAAGGAUAGCUAACUAAUCACCUUCCAGAGUUGUUGGACUACAACUCCCACCAGCCCCAUCAGUAUGGCCAGUAGUCAGGGAUGAUGGGGCAUGUAGUUGUAGUUGAAACGCCCCAGGUUAGCCACUCCUCAAAAAGGGGAUCGAUGCAAGGAGGAAGGAGGGAAGAUCAUUCCAUCUGCCAAGCUGCAAUGCUUGUGCAUGCAUCAUGGCUGGAGGAGCACAACUUUAAAUUCCACCCAAUGGAUCUACUGAGUAGAAUUUAGCAUAGGCUGGGAUUCAGCUAAUGCAGGGGUAGGCAACCUAAGGCCUGUGGGCAGGAUGCAACCCAAUCACCUUCUUAAUCCGGCCCAUGAAUCAGUGUGUCUUUACAUGAGUAGAAUGUGUCCUUUUAUUUAAAAUGUAUCUCUGGGUUAUUUGUGGGGCCUGCCUGGUGUUUUUACAUGAGUAGAAUGUGUGCUUUUAUUUAAAAUGCAUCUCUGUAUUAUUUGUGGGGUAUAGGAAUUUUUCUAUGUUCAUCCCCCCCCCCCAAAAAAUAUAGUCCAGCCCACCACAUGGUCUGAGAGACGGUGGACCGACCCACAGCUGAAAAAGGUUGCUGACCCCUGAGCUAAUGAGCAACGUCCAAGGGAGAGAGAGCCCUGUGGAAGAACUUCCACUUGUACAACGGGCUUCCAGGAGGUUUGCCUGCCCCACGCCUGACGUUCUAUGAUGUUAGGUGAUGAGGUUUGGGACAAACUAUGCCACGGGUCAAAUGUGGCGGUCUGGCAGGCUUAAACCGCCCACAGGCUAGAUGUUUCCUACCACUGAUCUAUCCCAUUACUCUGUGACCUCAACUAAUCUUACUGCAUAGUGCAAUAUGAAUGCAGCACCAUAACUUUUCAAUAAAUGUUCAGGGGUGGGGACAGGACACAGAAAGACUGGCCACGCACCCCAUUUUGUGAAGGUUAAUGCCUUUUCUGGAAAAGCAGUACCACCAGCAGAAGGCUGCUUGUUCCCACUGAACGAACUAAUUAAAAGUAUUUGGGAAACGAACUGCCAAACCAACCUACCAACCAAAACCCGGCACACCAUUUAAUCAGCUUUUAUUAUUCUGCAAGCAUGGGCCAGUUGUCCCUAAAUGGACAACAUCACUGACCCGUCUCCCAAAGUAUUUGAAUUUAUGUUGAUUGCAUUUUUUAAAAUACAGCUCUCGGCAUCCCCGCUCUGUUCACUCUCAGGCUGGAAGGCUCUUUGCCCUGUGCAGGAGGUCAAAGAGAAGGCGACAAGACCCCGCUAUUAUGCAGUGAUUCAGCCAGAGUGUGAUUCAAGCACUUUACCGGCACAGCCUCCUGCAUUCCAGUUAAACGGCCUCACUGAUGAUGUCUCCAAGCCAUGUUAUUCACAAGGCAUGCACAAAAGCUCCCGUUGCCAAACAUGGAGAAGGAAUGUGAGGCACGUGGCUUGUACAAUGACACGGCCAGGGAUUCACGGAGGAGAUCUGGCCAGGCCAGGCUCUUGACAGAAGGGGUUUACGGGGUCAUCCUGCUCCCGCUGUCAUAGAGUCGCACGCUGCGCUGCAUGUUCAGCGGUGUCUUUGGCUAAUGAUUUAUUAGCAGGGCGGAUAAUAUCAUCCGCGCAACGUAACUUUCGCGCAGAAGCACGGGGGGGGGGCUGUUUCUGAACAGGAUCGGGAGUUAAUGAACCAUACGGCAGCCUGGACUGCCAAGUUCUGUGCAGAAGCAGCAAAAGGGAAGAUGUAAAUUAAGCAAAAUCCCAUAUGUUGUAUUGCAUAACUCAUUCUAGUUUAGAAAGCCCAAGUUGUCAAAUAGUUGUCUUGUUGUCUUGGCAACAAGCGGUGGAAUAGAAGGAAGAAGGGGGCCUGUAAACUUUAUGAGCAUUAGCAGGCAUGGAGCAUAAGAACCACAAAGGGAGCACAAGCCCAGCUUUCAGCAGCUGCUGUGGGCUGAUGGCCCCAACAAGGCCCCACCACUACCGAUAGCUGUGCCAGAUAGCUGUGUCUGCGAGUCCCCAUUUUACAAUGUUCUGGUUAGUUUUUAGAAAACUACACUGCGGUCUCUAAUAUUAACUUCCUGGGCAAGGUGACAGAGUGCGUGGUGGCUAGCCAGCUGCAGGUAUGCCUGGAAGCAUUUUAUCUGGAUCCCAUUCUUGGUUUCAGGCCUGGUUUUGGCACCCAAGCAGCCAGAUUGAUGGCCUCUGUCAGACAAGCGAUGGGGAACACAACCCGGCUGCUUUUCUUUGACCUCUCAGCAGCUUUUGGAAGAAGGAGCUACUCCCACCCAGAGCCAUCUUUCCCAUUGGUCUUAGUGGUUUGUUGUGCCAUGGCACUGGCCUCUCAGGGGCGCCCUAGCAAGUGGGGGGGCAGUGUGGCUUUGCUGGCAGCCUCCCCUUUCCCUGCACGCCCACCAGCUGUGCCCCGCCAACUAUAUGGCUGGCGGGUGUGCAGCUUCUUUCCCAAGCCUCUGCAGGAGGAGAGCGAUCCCUGCAGAGGCUUAGGAUGGAAGCUGCUUCCCUCCCAAGCCUCUGCAUCUGCUAAAGAUGGCCCUGCUCCUGGUCGCUGUCCUCCUCCUUCUUCCUGGCAAAAGGCGGCACACAGCCUUCCUAGCCUGCCUUCUCGGGCACCCUAACGCUGGAGAGCAUGUCCGCCAGCACGUUUUCCUGCUUGAUCACCACCACCAGGCUGGGGAUCGGGGCGGUGGGGUAGGCAGAGGACAUUUUCCACCGUCUCCUCCCUUGUUUUGGAGUUGCCGGGGGGGGGGAGGAGCUGGAGGGAUCUUUGCACCACAGCGCCGGAUAUGCUUAAGACGGCCCUGCUCCCACCCCACCCCAGAGGGUGCUUUGUCCCAUGUUUCCUAAAGCUUGGAGCUAACUGAUGGAGCAAAAGGGAGCUACUGAGCUUUUCAUGUUGGAUCCCUGGGGGCCCUGCAAUCUCAAAUUUUACCCAGAUACCUCUCUUGUUUUGCAAGCCUUUCUCCAGAGUCAUAAGGGAGAAAGAAUAAGUUUCCUUUCUUCUUAAGGUGAGAUUGCUGUAGAGCUAGAUUUUGCACUCUACAAGGUUGUGCUUGUGUGGCGAUUUCAACGGCAUGCAAAAGGUAGCCACAUUUCUCUCUGUCCCUGCAGCUGCUCCAGAAAGUGCCCUUUUUGAACCUCAGCCAAUUCCACACCUGAAAUCUCCUCAUUGCAAACAGCGGAGUCAAACUGGUGGGCAGCAGUCAGCUGUAUUAAUUUGACAGGCUCCAGCAAUGGGAAAUAUGACUGCUCAAGGCACUGGGCAAUUUUUUAAAGUAACAAAACUAAACAAAAUAGAAAGGCAUUCUCUGGGCACCUUCUCAGAUUACAUUUUGCUGUUUACAGUCUCAAAAAAACUGUGUGUGUGUGCAACAGCCAGAAAAUGCCCAGAGAUGCUAAUCUUUAGAAUACCUUAAAUUAGGUCAGGCAUGGUGAGAUGCACAGAGUCUUAACUUGUGUCUGACUCCUCUGACACUACAAAGGCUUAUCCAGACAGCAAGAAGCCAGCCUGUCCCGCCCCAUUUUAGGCUUUGCAGAAUGACUGCAAGAAAUAAUCGUUCAAGAUCCUUGUGUUUGGGUAGCCUGUCUGUGAGAUGACAGGGUGAGUCUUGUGUGUAUAUGAAACUGUAUGCAUUUUAAUGCGCUGUUAUGGAAUUUGCCCCCACAAGAAGCAGUGAUGGCCACCAACUUGGAUGGCUUUAAAAGAGGAUUAGAGAAAUUCAUGGAGGAUAAGGCUCUCAGUGUCUGCUAGCCAUGAUGACUAGGCUCUGCCUCCACAGCUGGAGGCAGUAAUGCUUCUUAAUACCAGUUGCUGGAAACUGCAGGAGGAGAAAGGGCUCUUAGGCUCAGGUCCUGCUUGCAGGUUUCCCAGAAACAUCUGGUUGGCCAUUGCAAGCAUAGGAUGCUGGGCUAAUGGGUUGUUUGCCUGAUCCAGCAGGCUCCUCCUAUGCUCUUAUGUAUGUGAGGCAUUACCCUAGGAUAGGCAUAGGCAAACUCGGCCCUCCAGAUGUUUUGGGACUACAACUCCCAUCAUCCCUGACCACUGGUCCUGUUAGCUAAGGAUGGUGGGAGUUGUAGUCCGAAAACAUCUGGAGGGCCAAGUUUGCAUAUCUAUGCCUACCCUAGAAUACGUAGAAUCUCAGCGUAGGUGUUGAUAUGUUGAUGUUAUGUUUGCAAUACCCUUGCAGCAACUUGCAUGCAGUAAAUUUAGGAAUGGAGCGGGGGGGGGGGUAGGCACGUGCCAUCAUACUGCCCUCGGUGCUGCAGACAUUAUAAAAAACUUGAAACAUUUGCAUUUUCUGUUAUGAUGUGGCAUGCAUGUAUCUGCUAACUAGCUGCAAUAACCAAUGGUGGGAAACAGCAACAAAGCUUAGGUUUUCUUCUGCUCUAAUAUAGGGAGAGCCAGCAUAUCUUAAGAAGCUAGAAAUGUUGCAGGAACAGCUUCACAUCGGUAUAGAGGGCAGCAAAAUGUUGGCCAGCCUCAUCAAGCGCUUGUUCUCUUUUUGUCUUCCUCCUUGGCCAGAUUCCAACCGUUACGAGGAGGAAAUUUCUCUGCAAGUGCCCAACUCGACCGAGAUCAAAUCCCGGAUCUCAUCCACAUCCUCUGCCUCUACAGACCUGAACAGCCUAGACACCAGUGAGGAAGGGGCCGAGACCCCCGUGGUGCAGUCAGAUGAAGAAGAGCUGCAGCAAGAUGGCCCCGAGGAGCAGGAGAGCAGCAGCUAGCGGUGUGUGUGUGUGUUUGUGUGUAUGUUGCCAAUCCACCGCAUUGACUCUGCCAGCUGACAUGAUGAAGAAGGAAUGUGGAUGUCUGGCUCAGUGACUAAACCUCACAGCGGUUCCCUAUCUCAUUUCUUGUACUUGGGGAGAAUUAGAAAUAAGCCUUCUCCCUGCAAGAUGGUCAAUGCAUUGAAAAGGUAAAGAGCAUAGGGAGAAAGGGGUGAGGCAAAGGGACUGUAGUUUUUUUAUUUUUUUCAACUAACUCUCCAGCCUUUUACAGCUAACGCUCUUGGUUCACUCACCCUGACUACUCAAGUUAGCCAUGACCUCGGCUGCAAUUAUUUCAGGCAAGGCAUCUGUGCAAGCUUAGAGUCUCUCCAAUUCCAGCACACCACAUACACACAACAAAUGUCUUAGUUGUAACAUAAAAGAAAAUUGUAUUCCUUUCAAGCAAGCAGAUGGUCAUGUAUGAUCUAUUUGAGACCCCUACAUUGCAGGGGUUGGGCUGGACGACUCUCGAGAUCCCUUCUAACUCUGCAAUUCAAUGAGUCUACAACUGGGAGGAUGUGCAUUAUUGGGGGGAAAGGGCCAGUAAGGCAUUGUGGCUCAAGAAGAGAUGCCUGAACAGGAUUAGAUUCCUGGGGGAGGCACUGAUAAGCAGUGGAGCAUAGUUGUUUAUUCUUCCUCCCCUACAAAUAUAAUUUUGCAUUCUUACACUGCAAAUAUGCAGUGUAUAUUGGGAAGGUAAGAAGCAGAGGAAUGAAAAAAAAGGCUUCAGAAAAGGGGUGCAGCAGUAAUAACAUCUACUUAGUGUGGGCCCACAUAACUUCUGACACACAGAGCAGAAUGCAACCUACCCCAACCAUGUCUGCCUCCCCCCCUUCUGAUGUUUCCAAGUGAUUACAAAACGGGUUCUCACGCUUCUGGUAUGCUGUAAUUGGUGGUUGGUUGUGGCAUUCAGCUUGAUGGGUGACAAAGUUGUGUAGACCUUCCCUAGGUAGAAAAGUUGCCUUGGCCUGCUGCUGUGUGGCUAGUUUUUCAAUGACGCAAUAGAAUUCACUUGGUGCAGUAGCUACAGGAUGCAUGAGAUUAGUCUCAAAGAGUCCUUGGUUCAAAUCUUUCCUCUGACAUGAACUUGCACAGUGGCCCUGUCCUCCUCCUUCAAUAGGGGGAAUAGCAGCAAUGACCCACCUUACGGGAACACUGAAAGAGUUUCUGAAACAAUGUACAUGAAGAGCUUUGAACACUAAAUGCUAUUAUUAUUAUUCAUCAUGUUUCUCAACUGUCAGGCUCAACACUAAUUCAUGGGGAAUGUUCAAGAGGCACACCUGAAAACGAUCUGAUAGCAAAAUGGUGGUUUAGGGAGGAGCUACAGCUUUUCGGUAGAGUACAGGCAUUGUAUGCAGGAAGUCCUUUUCCAGUUUAAACGAUCUCAGCUAGCAGAACAGGGGAAGAUUUCUGCCUAUGGCUUUCCCAUGCAACUGCCACUAAAAGCAGACUGCGUGUUCAGGUGUGUUUGUCCCCCACCAAUUUGGGGUUCAUGGCGCCAUCAUUAGACACUGCUUAAGUCACACUUACUCAUAACUAGAACUCUUUCUUACCCCCUUCUAACAUUAACAGUGAGCAGUCUGAUUGUAAAACAGAAGCCAAAAUGAACCAGGAUGCAAACAUGCAUAGGAGAUGGGAUGAUGAAUCAAAAGAAACAUCUCAUGGUGCAGAAUAAAUAGUGGAGCUCUGAAUAUCCAUGACAUUUUAGGUCAGGGAUGGGGAACCUGUGCACCCACUUCCAGAUGUUAUUGGGACUCCCAAGUCCCGUGGUCAGGGAUGAUGGGAGUCGUAUCGCAACAUCUGGAGGACCACACAUUCUCCACCCAAGCUUUAGAUUACUUGCCUAAUGUACUUUAUCUGUUGAUAACCUCACUGUGUAAAAUUGCUACUAUCACAGAUGGCGCACUACAUAUUAUCAAUGAAUUGGUUAGAUUAACUGAUUAAACAUCAUGACUGACUAAAAAAGAAAGGUGCUCCCAAUUAAAUCUUCACUGCAUCAGGUGGUUUGAAAGUAGAUGAAUGGCAUCUGGGUUGCAGGCUGGCAACGCUACUUGAUCACAAGCUAUCGGUUGUGUGUGCAAGACACAAAUAGUUGCACGACCCAACUUCUAGCAGCCCCUUGGUAUAUGCAGCAACAGCUGCAAAAAAAGUGAGCAAUGAAGUGUGCAAUAAACUGAGAGGUUGGACCCAACUGACAGAAUGGGGGGGGGGGGAGCACAGGAAAACCACAUGGACAAUACCAAGAAUAACCAUGUGGCAUCCAUGUGGCUCACCCUCAAGUCAGUUUUGAGGACAAGUAAUUAUAAUGUCAGUUUACAGGUGGGUAAUUGAGGCUGAGAGGCAGUGACAUUUUAAAAGCCACCUGUUCUCAGCUGAGGUUCCAAGCUCAAGCCUAGUACUGUUUUCCGUAUAGUGCAGCUAAAAUGUAUACAAGUCUAAAAUUGUCUUACCACUCUGGGCCACUUGGUUGGGUAUACAGAAAACAAACCAUAUAAAUAUAUGGCCAUCCAAAUGUUGUUGGACAUCCAUCCCCCAUCAGCCCUGACCAGGUUCCCCAUGCAUAGCUUGUAUCAGGAUCACAACCAGAUUUUGUUGGGUUGGUAUACAGUGGGAAGCCAUAGCUAAUUGCAACUUUCCAGCCUCAGCGGAAAUACAUGUGUAUGCAAUUGUCCACACCUGAAAGCAAUGCAUUUUUCAUGCUUUCCCCUACACUGUAAAUUAGCAUGUCAAAUUAAUGUUGGGAGUAGCACUCAAGCGAUUUGAAGUCUUCAGUCUGCUUUAAACCAGACAGGUGCUGGCCCUGUUGUAAACUGAACAAGAAAGCCACUCUGAUUGUGAAACUGGAAGAAUCCCAAGAAGAAAUAAAAGGAGCCUGGUGUAUAAAUAA